AGGGAUCUGCUCACUGACAAUCCAACACUCUCACUAACUAGUUUGGAGCUCCAACAUUUCUUGUGUUCGCCGUCAUGGAGUUGCGGAAGGAUCAUCUCGGAUCACUGCUGUGUUGUGUGUUCGUGCUGUUUGCUCACCUGCAGCUGGCCUGGACGGGAGAUUGCCCUGCAGACGGACGCACUUGGGUGCCGUUUGGAGACAGAUGUUACCACUUUGUCCACGGAGAAGAAGACACCAUCAAAAGCUACACUUUUGGCAGAGCAAACACCCUCUGUCAAGGCUUUGAGCUUUUGACCGUCCAGAGUGCCGAGGAGAAUGACUUUAUCAUUAAAUAUAGCCCAGAGGUGUGGAAAGGAGAGGUCAGCAUGUGGCUGGGAAUGUAUUAUGACACAAACACUGAAGAUAUGAAGUGGUUCGGUGAGGACCCAGUGAGAUACACCAACUGGGAGAAAGCCUUCCCAUCAGACCUCCUCCCCAUGGAAACAUGUGUGGCUCUGCACAGCAACACUGGAAAGUGGGAAAAUGUCAGCUGCACAGAGGAUUAUGAGAACGGAGUGGUCUGCGAAACAGCACAGAAAGAGGAAACCAAACAGAAACCUAGCGCACUGCUCUCCGCCCUGGUCAUUCUCAGCGUGGUGGCUAUCGUGGGAGUCUCAGCAGUUAUUUGGUUUCUGCACCAGAAGCACAAUCUCGGCUCCACUAUCCUCACGGCAUUCGAGUACCACCCUCCAUUCCGAGUCCUGGACACGGACCAGUCCUGCCUGGUGGAGGCUGAGGAGACCGACAGCACACCAUAAGAGAACUUUCCCUGUCUUCCACAUCAGUAAACACCGAGCCCUCCCGGCUCUGGGUGUUGAUGCAAAGAGAAGUCCGCUCUUAAAACAACUACUCGAGCAGUUUUGGGUCAACACAUGUCAAUGGAACGACUCAGAAUAAUGUAGUGUGAUUGGGAGAAAACUGAUACCAAUCCUACUCUGAUACUAACCCCUUCACUCUUGUGCUUUUUUCAUCACUUGCACUAACUAACAAUCAUCUGUAAAUUUCACUGACUGGUGCGUGAUCAUCACUUGUCACUGAGUGUAACAUCAGGUUAAAGUGAUUGUAUAGCACAUACUACAGAAUGCUUCAUUAACUUUUGAGAUCGCUAUUUCUCUUUAGCAUAUUAAAAGAAACUUACUGUUGCUUUUUGAAAGAGUAAGGGAUUAUAUGAAAAGCAGAGCUGUUUCUGUUACAGUGAUUUGCAUUCCCACAAAUGCGGGGCACUAAAAAGAGGGAUUAAAAUAAGAAAGAUCAUUAUAUGCAGUGGAGAUUGAGAUUUAUUUUAUGUUUAGUUUCAAUUAUGUAAAAAUGCUGGAUUCUACAUUUCAUGUAACUCAUCCAAUCAUGUUUUCAUUAUGGCCUCCCUGCCUGUUAAAUGCUCAAACUCCAGCUUGUCCCCCAGGCUCUCUGUCAAAUUCAAUAACCUGAUCAUCUAAUGAGGGAUAGUUUUAAGACUUUAGAGCCACGAGAGGAAUUAUACAAGUAUGAUGAGUAUAUUGACCUUUAGUUAUAAAAUCAAAGAAAUGUCACUUUAGCCAGUAUUCUUUAAAACAGGAAUCUUCAGUCAUAAGCUAUGAAGGGCACAUUUAGAUGGAUUUAAAUCCAAACAACAGCCCAAUUUACGCAUGAGCAGUUGCAUAUAGAUGUAGCCAAUGAGGUCAAGUUGCAUAGUCUAUAGAGCUAAUUUGUGUUUUUGAGGAAAGCUAUCCCGAAGUGAAAACUUGUCCUAAAGUAAUAGUGUUAUUCCAGAGACAUUCUGACCAAUGUCUCUGCAUUUGGUCAACUAGUUUGGGCACAAUGUUUUUGAUUUUUUUUUUGUUGGCCAAAAGCACACAGCUUGCCCUCUACUGUGACAUUAUAGCCAGUAAGUAUGAAACUGUUGACAUCAUCUGUCACGAUAAUUCUCUCCAUCCAGAGAGUGCAUCGGUCAUUUUUGUAUUGUUUAACUGGUUAGAAGAUUCAGUCUAUUUUUUUCAAAUGUGAAGUGUAUUCUUGCUCCCCUGUGAAAUACAAUCUUGGUAUUAUUUUUUAGAAAGUUAUAAUAAAUCGUCCUGUGAAUGAUUCAAGACAAUCAGAUUUUGGUUAUGUGUUGGGUUUAUUGUAGAAUUAUAGAAGGAGACAACUUCUUCAGGUGACCCAUCUUAAUAUUGAUCAUUUUGAAUAAAUUUGCACAAAUUUUUUUCAUUUUCAUUUUGUCAUUUUGGGUUAUUGGGGGUAGAUUGAUGGGUUGAAUUGCGAUAAAAAUGAACUCAAAGUGUGCAAAAAGUGUGCAAUAUAUGAGAUUCAUUUGGCAGGAUCUGAAGCCUUGAGUGCUUUCAUAAUAAAAUAUGUUUCACUCUUA
Molecule: messenger RNA, 2380 nt
Organism: Amphiprion ocellaris (clown anemonefish)
Lineage: Eukaryota; Metazoa; Chordata; Actinopteri; Pomacentridae
Gene: cd302
Product: CD302 molecule
Exons: 6
Coding region: 75-797 (240 amino acids)
Molecular function (GO): signaling receptor activity
Source: RefSeq, a predicted model, not a curated record